Molecule: messenger RNA, 681 nt
Organism: Ambispora gerdemannii
Lineage: Eukaryota; Fungi; Glomeromycota; Glomeromycetes; Archaeosporales; Ambisporaceae
Source: the annotation of a GenBank genome assembly
AUGUUUGAAGAAAGAGCAAUAGAAGAACUAAUAGAUACAAUAUCUAAUUUAUACGCUUCUCCCAAAUUAGCACUUUAUUAUCUUGAUUAUUUUAAACAAAAAGCAAAAAAUAAUGUGCUCGUCCAAGAAGCACCGGAGCCUGUUAAACAUGUGGAACAAGCGUGUAAAGAAUUAGAGAUCCGUAGCGUCACGCGCUUUUAUCAAGUUGAAUCAGAUUAUUAUGAAUGGGAGCUUCAGAGACGCGCAUUUCGACUCCUUGCACCAUCAAGAAAACAUUUGUGCAAGAGCGUCAUCUUCGAGAAUACUCAUUCUACCCAUGAUAGUAUUGAUGAUCCAAACAAUUCAAAAUACUACUGCGUCAUAGUUCAGUAUAUUGCUUCUAUUAACACCCAGAAAUUGAUGAACUUUGUUCGUGCGCUCUCAGACAAGAAAAUUAGCAAAAAGCAUUAUAAUUUUCGUUUGGCUUCUCCCGAGAAAUCACUUGAAUUGACUGGCUUUGGAAAUGGCGGCGUGUCUCCGAUCGGAAUGAGAAACCAAAUUCCAAUUAUUCUCUCCAAAAAUAUACUUUCUCUCCAACCACCAAUUUUUUAUCUGGGUGCAGGUCAUAUAGAUUGGAAAUUAGCAUUGCCAGCGGAUAAUUUUGUGGAAAAAACACAUUGCUAUAUAGCAGAUUUAUCAUGA